Bufo gargarizans (Asiatic toad) is the source of this 9300-nucleotide messenger RNA. RefSeq names its product POU class 2 homeobox 2 (gene POU2F2). Bases 55 to 1974 code for a protein of 639 amino acids. The record is from RefSeq and is a predicted model, not a curated record. Gene Ontology annotation, molecular function: DNA-binding transcription factor activity, RNA polymerase II-specific; RNA polymerase II cis-regulatory region sequence-specific DNA binding. NCBI's taxonomy places the organism in Eukaryota, Metazoa, Chordata, Amphibia, Anura, Bufonidae. The transcript has 16 exons. Gene Ontology annotation, biological process: regulation of transcription by RNA polymerase II. Gene Ontology annotation, cellular component: nucleus.
UACUUUCUUCUAUCUCCUGUGACCUCCACUCGUCUUCAGCUCCCACUUCUCAUCAUGGUGAUCUCUAAUCACUGGGCAACAGAAAUAAGAAUGUCUAAACCGGGACAUCUCGGCAAAUUGCACGCAGAAGGGGCGGUCUCAGAUGGUGAAAGGAACGGCGCAGAUUCUCUACAUGAGGUGCAGCAAAGUAAGGGAUCUCCCUUCUCAAUGUCUCCAAAGAUUACAGAUGAAGAAUGUGGGGAGCGGUCCCCAUCCCUUCCUGGCACACCAGUUCCCCCAAUGCCUUCUGCUCCUCCAACCCCACAGGCCUCUUCUGCCCCUCAGCAACCACCUACCUCCCUUCCCCAAACACAGCUCCUCCUUGCUGGCAGCCAGCUGGCUGGGCUCACUGCACUCCUCCCCGCACAGCAACAGCUGCUUCUCCAGCAAGCUCAGCUUCUCGCAGCCGCUGUCCAGCAAUCCAAUGCUGCCGCCGCCGCCGCCUCCCAGUCAGGGUCCGACACCCAUCCUACCCCCAACAGCCAACAGCAACCCCACCAACUUGCUUUGUCCCAGCCCAUCCACCUCACUGCACAGGAUAUCCAGCAACUGCUGCAGCUCCAGCAACUGGUCCUCGUCCCCGGGCAUCAUCUCCAGUCCCCAACACAGUUCCUGCUGCCCCAAGCGGGGCAAGGCCAACAAGGCCUCCUUUCUGCAUCAAAUCUCUUCCAGCUACCUCAACAAAGCCCGGGGAAUCUCCUCCCGGGUCAGCCCAGGCCUGGCCUUCCCUCUCAGGCUGUGUCCCGUCCUGGACACCAGGAGCCACCGAUAUUGUCACACACAGAUGCAGCGUCCCACCCUGAGGAGCCCAGCGACUUGGAGGAGUUGGAGCAGUUUGCCAGAACCUUCAAGCAGCGUCGGAUUAAACUCGGAUUCACUCAGGGGGACGUCGGCCUGGCCAUGGGAAAGCUGUAUGGCAAUGAUUUCUCUCAGACAACCAUCUCCCGAUUCGAGGCACUUAACCUGAGCUUCAAGAACAUGUGCAAGCUGAAGCCGUUACUGCAGAAGUGGCUGAGCGAUGCAGAAACAAUGUCCGUGGACAGCACACUGCCGAGCCCCAACCCUCUGAGCAGUCCUGGGGGAGGCUAUGAAGGGCUUCCUGGUCGUAGACGAAAGAAACGCACCAGCAUCGAGACCAAUGUGCGCUAUGCACUGGAGAAAAGCUUCAUUGCGAACCAGAAACCUACCUCUGAGGAGAUCCUGGUGAUUGCUGAGCAGCUGAACAUGGAGAAGGAGGUGAUCCGCGUGUGGUUCUGUAACCGCCGGCAGAAGGAGAAGCGCAUCAAUCCCUGUAGCAGUAUGCCACUCAUUCCCUGCCAGGGCAAGGGACAACUGUAUGGGAGCCAUAUGGUGUCCCCCCCGGUGUCUGCCCCCACGAUCACCUCCCAGGCUUCCAGUAUCCUCAGCACAACAGUGACUACCUUACCUUCCGCAGUGGGGUCUCUCCUACAUCCUCGUCCACCCUCCAACACAGCGCCCCCAUCUGCCACCCCCCCUCCAAGCAACAGCACAAGUGCAAGUCCCCAGAGCAGCACCCAUUCUGGGCUCAGUCUGACCGGACUCAGCCCCAGCGCAGGGGGCACAGUGCUCGGGGUCAGCCCGGGGUUGAACCCAGCCCUCAUGGCUGGAAACCCACUGGCCACCAUCCAAGCUCUGACCAGUGGUGGCUCUCUGCCACUCUCCGGUCUUGAUGCCAGCGGUAACCUCAUCCUUGCCAGUGGAUCCAACAUCUCCAAUGCUCCCAGUCUUGUGGGCUCUUCGCUCUUCCUGAACCCUGGAGGUCUCCCUUUUCUCGGCUCUGGCCUGGGACGCAUGGCAUCUGCUGGCGGUACCCCCAGUCUGUCUCCAGCCUCCACCACGUCUUCUAGCGAGGCUGCCAUGUCUACCCUACAGCACAGCCCAGGAGGCUCCCAGCACAGUGGGGAGAGCGAUUGAAAGAGGAAACCAUCUCUCCCCCCCUUCAACCUCCACCAGCACCCAAGUUGAGUCUCCAUAUACAUGGAGGCUCCUGGAUACUUCAGGGGGGUAGAGGUGUGAGUACUUUUCAGAUGGUUUUGCCUCUUUCCCCCUCAACCCUCCAAGCGAAGACGUGAAAUGUGUGGAGGGGGGGAUUGGAACCAAAAUGAAGAACCAAAAAAGAAUUCCUAAACCAAAUAACCAAAAACCCAAACCUCGGAAAUACUUCAGAGAAACCAAAAAUAUGCUGCACCCUACUGGGGUGUACAGAGCUCCCCAACCAAAGGCAUUCCCAAAGACUGAAGCCCCCCUGCUCCCUCUUGUUAGUCAUGUUGAGCUAGGUGCCAUUUUUAGUUACUGAAGGUGAAUUUAGGAGGGGGCAGGGAGACCCUCCAAACUCCUUCCUCCUGACGCUUUACGUACUCUUAUGAGUGAGAAUGAAUGUCACAGAUUUUAGGAGGAAGGGUAGGAGGCGGAGGCAGGAGAGAGUCCGCUCAUAGGGUGGGGUGCAUGGGUGAAACAUGGGAGACCUUCUGAGAUGAUGCCCAUGGCUCCCCCCCCUUCUACACCAAAUACCAAAAUAACAGCUUUAUCCAAAGCCUAACAUAGAACCUCAGAGCAACUCUGUGUAUACGUGUGACGUCCAUGCCAAAAACACCAGUACAUCCAUUUAUAGCUUUUUUUAAUGUUUCGCCAGCACUGAACCCCCAUUAUUUACCCUGUAUUUAUUUAGAAGAUGCCUGACACCCCCGUACCGUGCAUAAGAACUGAUCGCAAUCCUGUUUACAGAAAACUCAGUCUGUAUUUCCCGUUCCAGCUCUAGAUGUGGUUAGAAAACUUAGUUUUUGCCGAGCUGACGGAAAAAAAUCAAAAAAUGUUCCCCUUUCCCCGGAUGUUUUUUUCUAAGAUCUUUCAUAAAGAAGUUAGUAAUAUUUUUAUGUAUUACUUACCGGUAGUUUUACUCUUCCCCCCGACUCACCAGAUAUUUAUAGAUUUUACUCCCCCCCCCCCCCCCCUUUACUCUGCACAAUAGCUUUUUCAGAUAUUUUUUCCCUUUUUUUGCUUUCAUGCCUAUUUAUUUAUUUAUGAUGCUGCCAAGCUUUAUUUUUGCCUUUUUCUCAUGGGAUACAUUUCCAGGAUCACACAUUUCCGUGGAUGGACAAAAAAAAAAACAAGCAAACCAAAAAUGAAACCAAAACAGACACAAAAGAGAAACCAAAAAAAACACAAAAACUUAUUCUUUGCUGACGCUGUGCCAAAGUACAGACUCUGAGUGUUGGCAGAGGGAAGAUCUAUACCAAGAAAUAGAGUUACCAAAAAUCUCAUGUUCCCCCUCCUUCUGAGCCCGAACACCCCACGGACCGCGAUACAAGAGUCGCAAAGGUGCGGGCUGCAGGGUGCGUCUUUCUCUGUCUUAUAUACCUCAUCUGAAGAAGCCGAUAUUAUAAAAAAAAAAAAAGGAAACUCAAGGAGGGAAUGUUACCGAAACCAAAAACUCAGACUCCGGUGAGGUGCGAGGAGCUCCGACGGUCCCUCCGCAUCCCCGUCCAAAAAGCUUUAACGGCCUCUUUGAAAACUUCUCAUUUUAUUUUCCCAUUUUAUUUGUGGGUUUUACGAACAAUUUUUUUUGUUCUCUGUGCCAAAGUAUAAAAAAUAGUUAUAAACUUUAAAACUUCAGAGAAAGCGCCAUGGAAAUGAGGGGGAACAAAUCGCAUACCAAAAAUUUCCACAUUUGGUGGAGGACAUGACCUGAAACGUGAAUGAAAGGAAAAGAGAGACACAAACAAGACCAAAAAUGACCCUCUCCCUCUCUCUUCUUCUUCCUUUUCUUUUACUUUCGUUUUGUUUUUUUUCUACCUUUUUUUUUUAGCUGUCCUUCUUUUUUGGAAAUGUGAACUUUGAACUUUCUUAAAGGGACAUGGGCCUCAUUAUAGCUUUAGCUUUAGAUGUGAUGGAAAAAAAAUGAAAAAACAAAAAAAACAUCAAAAACAUAAUCAGGGGUUAAAGAAAGAUGAUACUGUGAAAAAAGGGAGGCGUUACAAAACGCGGCCUGAGGUCGCUUAGCCUGUUACCUGCUGGUGAAGUUUGACGUUUGUUGCAGACUCUCUUGCAGUGAAGGGGUUAACCGCCUUUUCUGUGCCCCGCGUGGUACGACUAUGUAGUGAGAACGGGGUGCUCCAAGGGGGACCGAGAGGACAGACUGACGAUGGCUUGCCGCUCUGAUUCCUAACGCCGCUCCCCAUUACAUUUGCAAUUGCAAGAAUUGGCGAACCCUGUGGUAACAAGGGCCCGGAUAACGCUGAGUAACCUGGUACCUCUUAUUAUGUGAACCUGUACUACUGACAUUGUGCUAGAAAUAGGCGGAAUUGCUAGAAUAUUGGGCCCCAUGCCACUAAUGCCGACAAAAUGCAGAGAUCCCAGCAUCGACUGGAAUCUGGUCGCCUGCGGCAGAUCUGGUUUUGCCUCCAGUAGCCUUAGAUAUGAGGCCCAAUAUGUCUACAUUUACCAAUUGAGUAAAAAAAAAUCCCUUUGAAGUUGCUUUAUGUGCAGAUGUAUGGGAUGCUUCUAUGUCCUGACAACCCUGGUGGUGGGAAGAGUCACACGUAAAGAGAGCGCCUACCACGUGGACACUUAAAACCACGAUACUGGCGGUAAGGGCGCCCAAGCUGUUUCACACACAAAACCAUGCAGCCAUUACAAUCAGCUGUGCAGUUUUUGGGGUUAAACUCAAGAUGCUGCCCCACAAAGGGUUGUCAGACACGUUUACAGCUUGAUAAACCAUUGCCCCAAAUCCCCUUUGCUGCAGUGUAGGGUGAACGAGCGCUUCACCUCUCCAUAGAGAUUGUGGGGGAUCGUUUAGAUGUACCUAUAAUCCCAUCCAUCUCUAUGGAGAGAGGUAGCAAUCACUUGGCCUUUCCAAGAGCAGUGGACUGCGCCCCCUUAAUUUCAGCAGCAUCGGGGUCACGGCUUCGCUUCCUCUGAUUGAAGCGGUAUAUAGAGGUAUAACACCUUCCAGCUGCCAUACGGUGUCAGUGGGUUAUAUAUCUGUUACGCGGCCUCCGUCAUGGCGCUUACAUCAGAUAAUGCACUGUUGGGGAUGGCGGAUGCGUAUGUCACGUGCAGCUUAUUUGCCACUGUGAUGCGGUUUCCAGCUAUCACGCUUUAGUCCAUUAGAAACUUCUGCCUUGUGUUUGGACUUUGGCGCUCAGAUAAGCUUUAGUGGCUGCAAAGUGAUUUCAUGGGAGCCAUUAGAACAGGGAUGGCCAACCUGCGGCUCUCCAGCUGUUGUAAAACUUCAACUCCCACCAUUCCCUGCUGUCGGCUGAUAUCUGUAGGCAGUCUCAGCAUGCUGGGAGUUGUAGUUUUGCAACAGCUGGAAAGCUGCAUGUUGGCCAUCCCUGCAUUAUACCAUCUGCGUGACGGAUGAUGUCAGGAUCGUGUGGUGGGACAUGGCUGAGCAAAACUUUACCGCCUUCACCGAUUUACACAUAUCAGAGGUGUGUUCUUCCUAGUGGAGGUCCAAAGGGGGCAGGGCAUGACACAGGGCUUCCUCUGUCAUGCUCCGCCCCCUCAGGUCCAGCACUAGGCAGUGGGCAAGUUUUGCCUAGAAUGUUCCAUUAAGCUGGCCGUAGAUUUUAUAGAAAUGUCACUUGUUCAUGGACCCGCCACAUCGGCUGUACCGUGGUCUUAUGCUGCUCAUCUAAAAAUUAUCCAUUGUGAACGAUGCUCAUCCCGAAUGUAGAGCAGAGCGAGAGCUGCUGAUGCACUAGCAGCAUGUACGCGCAGCGAUGAUCGGCGAUGUACGAUCGCUCCUCCCCAUACGGAUUCAUUGUUUGCCGGCAGCACAUGUUGACACCGGACGAUCUGCUGCCAACGGGUGAAGAUUUUAUGUGCCCCAUGCGAUCACCCAGCGACUGAGUGUCUGCUCCUAUGUCAGGUGAUGGUCGACACCUUUACAUAGUGCGGUUAACAGGAGCGAGAACAAGAAUCUGUACAAACGCUAGUCCUCGAUAAUCCUCCGCCCGUGUAUAAGGGGCUUCAACAACUCUCAGCUCAGGCAGGACAUAUGGAAAGGGUUCUCCUAGUGACAUGGCUGCAGAAGCCCCAUUCACAUGCAUGCUAAGUUCUCCAGGGCAUCCAGACCUUCUCAAAUUCAUGGCCAUACACAUCCCUGAUCAGAGAACCUAAAAUGAGCCAUAAAUGAGACGUAAUAUUCACAUGGAUCCCAGUAAAUAAGCAGCAAGUAAACCGGCGUGGGGGGGGGGGGGGCUGCUGGUUUUGUGGGAGGUCUCUGCUCCGAGUACUGACGGAACGAUGACGCCUGCGGAGGUAGAGGGCUGCCAUCUCCCUUUUAUUUCCUCGCUCACAAUGAGUAUAUGAAAGCUGGCAGUCCUUAUUCAGAGCAGAGUUAGGUGAUCUGGAAACAGUCCACAAGUAGGGCGGAUACUGCUGACAGAGUGUUUGACGGAGAGGCAAAUAUUACAUAGGUUGGUAAAUCAGACUCAGAAGCCAUUAACCAUACCAGAUCCAUCAACAGCAGCUUGUUGACAGUUUUCAGAAAGUUUUAUCUGCAUGAUCAUAAAUGGUCACUAACUUUUCACACAACUUUGCAUAAAUCAGUAGUGACCACAAAUAUGUCUCAUCAGAGAUACAUGUCCAGUUCUCCUCCUGCCCUCCUUUUCUUGCUCAUUUCUUUUCACUUAGAAAAAUGCUUUUAAUCCAUCUCCAGCUCUGCUGAAGUAUCUUAUUCCACAUGUGAAAACAAGCCUAAGGAGAGGGGAGGGGGAGGAGUGAGCAGCAGCAGCAUUGGUGAGGCAGAACUCCAGGAGAGACACCAGAGACCACAGAGCUACAUAGGAAGUUUCUAUCUCAGCACAAGUGCUAAUUGCACAACCACACAAGUCAGUACUUCUCUGUUAUGUCCCCCGUGAUCCUGGGGCUGUUUCUGAAUGAGUAAGAGAAGGUUAGGAAGCAGAUUCUCCUCUACUUUCUGUCAGCUAGUUUCCCCCACCAUCUCUGAGAGAAUUGCAAACUAGACAUUCACUAUGCACAGAGAGUUAAGGGUUAAAUCCAAGUCAUAGUGGGCAGACAGUGUUAUUCCUUGUGUACAAUAGAAAGAAGGUUAGCCAUAGGCGGAGCGCGUCGUCCGGAAGAUUUGUCUUCUCAUUAUAUGCACAGAAAUGUACGGACUGAUGACGCAUUUUAUUCUCUGUUAGGUGGAUGAUGGGAUUCCCUCCCGUCCACAAGGCCUUGUGCACGCCGGCAGAUUGCAGCCGCCACCUCAUUGAAAGUCAGUGUCACCCGACUGCACAAAACUUCUACAACUCCCAGCAUGCAUGCUUGCUUGGCCUCUCUCGAAACUCCCAUAGAAGUGAAUUAAACAUGCUGGAGUGUCGCUGACCUCGCGCGCCAGCCUUAGUAAAUUUCCCCCUCAAAGAUUUUAUGGAGGCGAAUGAGCACUAGCGUCAGGAGCCCUGAGAGGUGGUCUCAGCAGUCCGCCCCUCACCCCCAUAGUUUUUUCAGCGGUGCAGCAGCGUUUGUUUUAGGAUGCCGGCCCUUUAAUUCUGCCCCAGGAGUCGGCCAUGUGCCCCUAUGAGUCCUCUGAAUGUAUGCGCAGCACCGCAGUCUCUGUACAUCUGAUAUACCUGACUGUAUACACAAGAGUAGCCGUGUAGUCCGUGUAACCAGGUGAAGUGGCGUCUGCCCAUUAUCCGACACAGUAGAUGUAUCCGGGGCCCCUCUGUCAUGGGGACACUUGUGGCCCCAGUUGUAGAUAGGUUGAUCACUAAGGUGCCCCUGAAUGUCUCCUCUGGCUAUACGUCAUGUCUCUGUCCAGACAACCUGUUGUGUACACUGUGACGCUGAUGGAGCAGAUCCCUUCAGAAGAGAGCAGGGGUCACGUCCCCCAAUAGUUUUAGCUUCCCUUACGUUAUCCAUAUACAGACCCAACAGCUAUGGGGGGCAAAAGUGACAGUUCUCCCCAGGCCCUGGUGCCAUCCCAAAAUCUUUAACAGGGUCCCACGUAUAUGCCAUGGGCCAUUUAUAAUGCUGGUGCCUCUUAUGUGGCAGAUGGACUUUAAGACGCCUCGGGCUCCAGGGCCUGGGUGCCCCUGACACCGCUGCUCCCCUGUGGCUAUGCCCCCACCACAAAGGCCGCCCUUCCACAUGAGGAGGUAGUAUUAUAAAUGGAACAUGGUAUGUGUGUGUGGGGGUUACAGAGUUUCUAUUGGGGGCCAGGAGCUUUUCCAGGAUUUCUAGGAUCCUGAGGAUAGGUCAUCAGUGUCUGAUCGGUGGGAGUCCUACACCCAGGACCUCCGCCAAUCAGCUGCUCGGGAAGGCACCGGCGCUCCUGUGAGCACUGCGGCCCUCUCCCGUACAUUGUAUGGCGCCUCUGCUUGGUAUCGCGCUCAGCUCAAUUGAAGUGAAGUUACACUGAUAUUUUUAUAUACGUAAAUGCAUCACCAGGAAUCAGGCGCUGGAAGAGGCGUGGGUUCGAGGAACAGGACAACAUUUGAUUUUGGUGAAAUCACCCCCCAAAAAAUCUGGCUUGGUUGAACUUUUGCAGAUAUGUCAAGUUCAUCCGCAGCUACGAUUCCAUAGGGAAGCGCCGCACCAGCACAUGUACCGAGACUUGCGUGUGACCAGAGGACGCCAUGUACCGUUGAAAUGUUGGGACGGUCUGAAUCUCGGCCACCGGAGAAUAGCAGGGCGUUUUCCUCUAACCAUCUUGGUCUUGCACCAUUUUUAAAUAUACAUAGUAUGUCUCUUCUCCUCGCAGUCUCUGUAUGUCGCAGUAGCGCUCGGCGUCCCCGUUGCACCGUCGUACCGAUCACUUAAUGUAAAUGUGGAUCCAGAUACAAAGCAAUUGAGAGAGGAAACCGGAGGGAAUGACCGCAGGGCGCACGCAUCGCUCCACUAGAACUGAGGUGUGAACAUGUCUCUAUGUGGAUGCCAGAUUAACCCUUCUUCCUCUGCUACUGAGGCUGCAGCACAUUGCACUGUCCAGCCUCGGCAGCAGAGAGGAGGAGACUGGCACCGUCGGACCGCCGUGCUCAUUAUGUCUCUUGAUGAAAUGUCGCUUUUUUAUGUUUUAUUUUUGGCCAUUGGUUUUGCGUUACUUUGACAGCCGCCUGACAUCUCGGUCCCGGUCAUCACACUGAACUCGCUCCUCAGUAAAUGUUCUAGCCCCUAAAGAAAGCGAUGUGUAUUGUAUAUUCUGUGGUAUUUGUCGUUGUUCUGUUAUGAGUUGGGCCCCUCGGGGUCUACAUUCAAGACAAAAAAAAAGCUAUUAAACAUAUCUUAAAU